CAAGUCCAACCUCAGAAACCUGCCCUUUUCCUGUUUAAUAAAGAGCUCAGCAUCACAGUGAGGUGUUUGUGAUGUUGCCUGGUGUCUCUGUGCUUCGGUCGUUUUCCAGUUUUCAUCACAGAGCGAGAAGGAGCAGAGUGGCUGAGAUGACAGCUCACAGCUUCAACAUCUUCAUCGUCUUCACACUUUGUCUGAGCUUCAGCUUCCACCCAAGCCAUGGUUUUGAGGUGUUUCAGCCAAAGAGUCGGGCUGUGAACCCAGACGGGUCGACCUCUGUCAGCUGUGAACAUAACGCAAACGUCACCUCUGUCAAAGAUGUUCGACUCAACGCCAUAUCGACAACAUACAAACCUCGACUGCUCUGCCAGAAGGGGAAGAAAGACUGUAAGAACAUCGUCAUGCAUCAAGUGAAUCUCAAAAGGUGGCUUUUCAUCCUACUUGAUGUCGGGCCAGAGGCCAUGAAAAUAACAUACCAGUGUGAGUUCACUGUGAUAAUAGAUGAGCUAGAGCACACCAAGGAGGGAACACCAACUAGACUACUGCCAGGUCAAAAGGAAGGACCCUACACAUUUGAACCUUCUCCUUCACCUCGUCCUCCUCCUCCUCGUCCACCUCCUUGUCUUCAGUUUCAUCAGCUCAGGUGGAUUCUGAUUGGUCUGCUGGCUCUGAUGUUCCUGUAUAGCUGCAUCAUCACCUGCUUCUACAUCAGACUGAGGAGCAGCGACACAGAUCCUGAAAACUCCGUCUACGUUGAAAUGAGGAAAGCGCCUCGGCAAAUGAAUUCACCUUUUGACAUUUAUUGUGGGUAGCUGACUCACUCUUCUUCACCACUGGCAAUAUGCUGAAUGUAAUGAGAGGGAAAACACUGCUGUUGUUGCAGCUGGUAUCAAAGCCUUGCUUUUGGAUAUCUUUCGUUUGUAAAUGAGUUUAAAACUGCUGUAGUACUGAAGAUGAACAGCAGGGUGAGACAAAGACUCUCUAAAGCACCCAUGAAUUCUGACAUUGUACAAGUGUUCAUCUCUACUGUAUGCAGUGUGGCACCAGGACAUUAUCCAUUAAGUUGUUGUAUGUAUAUGGAUAUAUAUAUAUAAUUUAUUAUGAAUUUUUUUUAAUCAAUGCUUUUAAAAUCCCGGUUAAUGGGAGUUUUCUAAUGCUUUCACUGAGUGAAUUCAUGUAUAUGCUCACAAAUUAAUCUAUGUGACUGUUUGGGUUCAACUUUGUUGAACUGUGACAGUGUUCUCCCUGGAAAUACUUUCUAUUGAAUGAAAUGGUGAACAAAAUGCCACAGGAAAAUGAACAGAAGAGUAGAGAGAAGCUGCAGGAGCUAUAGUGGCCCUGCAAGUCACUGUCAUCAAGUUUUGGGCCACCACCUGUUUCCUGUGAAUGAGUGAGCGUCACUUUGUGUGAAUUUCACCUUGCAAUAUCGAGGAAUAUACAAUUAAAUUGACAAAAAAAUUAUUUGGACAUAAAUAAUGGUUAUCUUUUAACAUUUCAGUUUUCAUUUAUCAGUUUUGUAAAACUAAAGUGAUUCUUAUAUUCUCCAAUCUUAAAAAAUGUGUAGCUGUAUUGUGAAAAAAACAAAACAAACCAAAACUAAAAUGCACUUGUAUGUCUACAGUCUGUUUGUUGAACCUUUAUAGCGACAACUCAUCUUGAGUCUGUAGUUAGGCUAGCUAUGCUUCGAAAUCUAAAAAUGGAAAAGUCUCAAUAAUAAUAAUAAUAAUAAGUACUUUAUUUAUAUAGCAUCUUUAACCCUUUGCAACCUUGAUAGACAACUGUUUUCUCGGGCUGUAUUCGGGCGCCUUUCACAAGAAUUUAAACCUUUGAAACCUGAGCAAACUGUUUUGAUUUAUUUUGAAAAUGUCUUGAAAGGAAUUAGGUCAAUUUGCUCAGGUUUUAAAGGGCUAAAAACAGAGUUGCCACUGCACUGAGGAAAGAGGACAUGAGGACAGAGAGUCAGGGAAGGAAAUAUAAAAUGACUUGAAAAACUGCUCCUUAUUAUUCCAACCCAAACCGUCCUUUUCUGAUGAUACCUGAAAACCACAUUGCUUUUUUUGCACUAUAAAUGAUAACUUAACUCAGUUUUCUUCAUUUCUCCUGUAAAUGUAAUGUACUUUAUUUUAUACUGUCUAAUUUGCAUUCCUUUUUUGUAACCACAAUGUUCAUGCACAUGCACAUUACAAUGUUUAUUUAGUGGCCUUGUAUUUAUUUUUUUCUUUAUUAUUAUGCAUUUUUACUUGCCGCUGGUCGUCCCAGGAGAAAGUUUGGUGGGCUUCUGUCUCAUGUCUAGCAGCACUCUUCUGGUAUGAAGGGCAUGACUGGAGAUGCUUUGAUCCACUCCAGAGGAAAAAGGGAAGUCAUGGACAAAUCAAUGCCAUUACUCAUCCCUCAGUGGACGAGCCUCCUCUUGACUUGAAGGUGCUUCAAGGUGGGAAAGAGAGUAAGACAAGUUUGGGUGCAGCCCAACGUGGCCCAGAUUUUGAAUAUACUUCAAUAAAACAGUUAGGGGAAGGUAGACAGAUAAUACAUAAAGAAAUCCAUAAUUAUUGGAAAUGAAGAUGGACUCUCCAGCCCUCUCUGCUGCUGUUGGCCACAAUAGUUAUUGUAUACACCAUCACAUGUAUUGUUAUCUUAUAUGCUUGGUCCUGAUGUCUGACUGUAUCUUUCCUUUCUGUCACCUUUUAUUUUGUCACAUUACAUUUUAUCAAUAAAAUGAUAAAGCACAA
Molecule: messenger RNA, 2726 nt
Organism: Epinephelus lanceolatus (giant grouper)
Lineage: Eukaryota; Metazoa; Chordata; Actinopteri; Perciformes; Serranidae
Source: RefSeq, a predicted model, not a curated record